Ipomoea nil (Japanese morning glory) is the source of this 2118-nucleotide messenger RNA. Its product is annotated as protein DMR6-LIKE OXYGENASE 2-like. NCBI's taxonomy places the organism in Eukaryota, Viridiplantae, Streptophyta, Magnoliopsida, Solanales, Convolvulaceae. The transcript has 7 exons. The coding region runs from base 21 to 1922 and encodes 633 amino acids. The record is from RefSeq and is a predicted model, not a curated record.
CUGUACAAACCAAAACAGAUAUGGCCACCCCAGCAAUGCUACCUCCCCAGAACUCAGCUGUUGCUCCAGCUUCUCAUAGUUCUGCAACUGUGAAAGUGCUGUCUGAAUCACCUGAUCUCAACUCCAUCCCUUCUAACUAUGUUCACUCAAGUAGCUAUGAGGAAUCUCCUGAUUCCUCAGAUGCUGAGGAUUCAAGUUUAAUACCUGUCAUAGAUUUCUCCCAGCUCACCUCAAAUGACAAUGAUCAAAAGUCCAAGGCCAUCCAAGUCCUUGGCAAAGCUUGUGAAGAGUGGGGUUUCUUCAUGGUGGUGAAUCAUGGUAUCCCAGAUAGCUUGAUGAAGGCAGUGAUUAAUGUCAGUAACGAAUUCUUCAACAUGCCCGAGGAGGAUAAGAAGCAGUUUGAAGGUAAACAUUUAUUAGACCCCAUCAGGUGUGGCACUAGCUUCAAUUCCUCAAAAGAGAAAGCUUUUUUCUGGAGAGAUUUCUUGAAGGUCGUUGUGCAUCCUGAAUUUCACUGUCCCUCUGAUCCCCAGGGUUUCAGUGACCUUAUGUUGGAAUAUUCUGAAAAUUGCCGGAAAGUGGUUAAGAAAUUACUGGGAGCAAUAUCAGAAAGUCUAGAUCUGGAUGAGUGUGUCAUCAACGAAGCCAUGGGAUUGGACUCGAUGCUUCAAAAAUUCAAUGUAAAUUACUACCCACGCUGUCCUCAGCCUGAGUUAGCAAUAGGCCUGCCACCACACUCAGAUCAUGGCCUUCUGACCCUUCUCAUACAUAAUGAAGUCGGAGGACUGCAGAUAAUGCAUAAAGGAAAAUGGAUCAACGAUAACUGGAGUGCCCUUCCCAACUCCCUUCUGGUCAACAUUGGCGACCAGCUUGAGAUAUUUAGCAAUGGGAAAUACAAGAGUGUGUUGCACAGAGCUAUGGUAAAUAACGAAAUGACAAGAAUAUCGGUAGCCCUAACCCAUGGUCCAUCACUUGAGGCAAUUGUGAGGCCGGCUUCUCCACUGGUGCAAAGAACAGGUUGCUGCCCAGCGUAUAGUCCUAUGACAUACAAGGACUACUUAUAUUUACAGCAGAGUAAUCACCUUGAUGGGAAAUCUUGCUUGGAUCAUGUGGUGAAUCAUGGAAUCCCAGAAAGUUUGAUAAACUCAGUGAUUGAUGUUUCUAAUGAAUUCUUCAACAUGCCCAAGGAGGAUAAGAAGCAGUUUGAAGGUAAACAUGUAUUAGACCCCAUCAGGUAUGGCGCCAGCUUCAAUUACUCAAAAGAGAAAGCCUUAUUCUGGAGAGACUUCUUGAAGGUCUUUGUUCAUCCCGAAUUUCACUUUCCCUCUGAUCCACAGGCUCUCAGUGACCUUAUAUUGGAAUACUCUGAAAAUUGCCGGAGAGUGGUUAAGAAAUUACUGGGAGCAAUAUCAGAAAGUCUAGGCCUGGAUGAGUGUUUCAUCAACGAAGCCUUGGGGUUGGACUCGAUGUUUCAACUUUUCAAUGUAAAUUACUACCCACGCUGCCCUCAGCCUGAGCUAGCAAUAGGCCUGCCACCACACACAGAUUAUGGCCUUCUCACCCUUCUCAUACAUAAUGGAGUCGGAGGACUGCAGAUAAUGCAUGAAGGAAAAUGGAUCAAUGACAACAGGAAUGCCUUUCCCAACUCCCUCCUGGUCAACGUUUGUGACCAGCUUCAGAUAUUUAGCAAUGGGAAAUACAAGAGUGUGUCGCACAGAGCUAUGGUAAAUAACGAAAUGCCAAGAAUAUCAGUAGUCGUAAGCCAUGGUCCACAACUGGAGACAAUCGUGAGGCCGGCUUCUCCACUGGUGCAAAGGACAGGUUGCUGCCCGGUGUAUGGUCCGAUGACGUACAAGGACUACAUCCAUUUAAAGCUGAGUGGGAAAUCUUGCUUGGAUCAUCUAAGAAUCCAGAAGAGCUGACCUUCAUUUUAGCGUCUGUAUCCCUUUGCCCCUUGUUUUAGGAUUGUAAAAUGUGUCCAUUUCAAUGUGGCUCACAAUAAUUGUUUCCCUCUAUAUGAUGAGGUAUGUUUAGCUGAUCCACUAUACCUUGCAAGGCUAUGGAUACAGUUAUACUCUCCUUAAGCUUUAUCUGAAAUGAUUGUGAUUAGUGUUAUCA